AUGAAUCAGGUGCAAGAUGUAAUGUUAUAUUUUGAAAAAUUUAGAAAUGAUGGGUUUGAAAAGAGUCUGGAUAUUGCUAGAACUGUUGCAUUUGAUAUGAACGUGGAUCCUACAUUUGCAACAAAGCGUCGUAUAAUUAGGAAAAAACAAUUUGAUGAAAGUGAUCAUAAUGAAGAAAUACAAUCUGCGGAGGACUCUUUUAGAGUUAAUUAUUUUUUUGUUGUUGUGGAUAUGGCAAUUGCUUCGCUGAAAGAGAGAUUUGAACAACUAAAGACAUUUGAAAGUAUUUUUGGAUUUUUAUGUGAUUCAGAUAAGUUGAAGUCGUUGGAUGAUAUUCAAUUAAGAGAUUGUUGCAAUCACCUUGGAAGCAUUUUAUCUCAUAAUGAUUCAUCUGAUAUUGAUCUUAAUGAUAUGUUUUCUGAAUUAAGAGUGUUGCGAAUGACUUUACCCAAUGUGUCAAUGACAGCGGUCCAAAUUUUAGAAUUUGUUAAACAUGCUGAUUGUUAUCCAAAUGUUUCUAUUGCUUAUCGAAUCUUAUUGACUGUUCCUGUGUCUGUAGCAUCAGCGGAGAGAAGCUUUUCAAAAUUGAAGUUGAUCAAAACGUACUUGCGUUCAACAAUGGCACAAGAAAGGCUGGGCAAUUUGGCAAUUCUAAGCAUCGAGCAUGAGAUGUUACAAAACAUAGAUAUUGAUUCUAUCAUAAACGACUUUGCUUCAAAAAAUGCUCGAAGAAAUUGUUUUCUCUAA
This is a messenger RNA of Asparagus officinalis (garden asparagus), 747 nucleotides long. RefSeq lists its product as uncharacterized. The record is from RefSeq and is a predicted model, not a curated record. NCBI's taxonomy places the organism in Eukaryota, Viridiplantae, Streptophyta, Magnoliopsida, Asparagales, Asparagaceae. Gene Ontology annotation, molecular function: protein dimerization activity. The transcript has a single exon. Bases 1 to 747 code for a protein of 248 amino acids.